GUUCGGAACGCAUCACUUCCGAUGGCGAUCGGGAGCCACCGUCGCCGUUGUUUACUAACAAGUAUGUUCAAAGAUGCCGCCAAGAGCACGUAUCUUAGGCGAAUUCAAAAGAAGAGGCUCUUCUGAAUGGGCUUUACCGCGGUAUUCCAGCUUGGCGACCCUCAAGGUGUAGCAUGAUGGAAGAGCACACAGUCGUCCCUGGACAGGACUACUGCUUCCUGCAGAAUGUCCUAGUGGACGGAGGCAGCCAGUUUGGAGUAUCUGCUCUGGCUUUCGAUUCUCACGAAGAGCUGCUCUGGAUGGGCAAUCAAGGGGGCCACGUGACAUCCUACUACACCUCGGAGUUGCAGAAAUACACGUCUUUCCAAAUCCACGCAACAGAGGAGGUGCGUCAGGUGUGUACGGUGGAAGCCGGUCUACUGUCCCUCACCAGUCAUGCCCUACGGCUCAGCAAUCGAAGAGGACUCACUGUCUUCCACCACACGUCGGAAGAGUUUGCAGACAUGCACUGCAUGGCAGCGCUCUCUGGUGACCGCCUGCUGGCUGGCGGAAACCAAGAAUCUUUGGUAGAGCUCGACCUUACUCGAGGAAGCAUAGUGUCAAGUGCUCCUUGCCCAGGCGGCUGCGCUGUCAUCAGACGACAUCCACGGUUCAUCUGCUGCGCAGAUUUUACGGGCAAGGUGUCUCUGCGUGACCCCGUGACUAUGAAGGAGGAAAAUUCCCUAGAGUCCCUCUCCGGAACCGGUCUUCUGUCGGACUUCGACGUCCAGGGAAAUAUGGUGGUCACUUGCGGAUUCACUAACAGGCACGGAGCACUGGCGGUGGAUAUGUUCAUCAAGGUGUACGACCUCCGGGUGAUGCGAGCUGUUACACCCAUUCAGAUGAUGUUCCCACCAUCGCUGCUCCGAUUUGUGCCAGCUUUCACAUCGCGCCUCUUUGUCGUUUCUCAGACCGGCCAGUUUCAAUUGGUGGACACCAGCAGUGCCAGCCAAUCGUCCUACAUCUACCAGAUGGAAACAGCAGGCACCAGGGUUCUCUGCUUUGACACCUCUUCGUCUUGCCAGUGCCUUGCUUUUGGAGAUGCUACGGGGUACCUUCACCUCUACGGUGCCAGUUCGCACGUCAGUUUCAACAACUUCAGCAAUCCGACGGAGUUUGCAGAUCCAGAGGAGCCUUUCCACCCGAUCGACAUAAACGACGAGAUAGCGGCGUUGGCAUCUAUACCCAUGCCUUACUGCAGUUCCAGGCUGGUGUCAGACCUUCCCAAGAAGUUGACAAAAUAUGUCUACAGGAAGCCAGUGCCAGUGGACCCAGUCAUCCUGAGCAGCAUGAAAAUGGUGGGCUCUGUUGGCUAUGCACCCAAUCCGGGACUGUGGAGGCGCAACGAGGUGCGGUACCCUCGGGAAACGUCCAGUUCCAAAGAAACGAGAGAAGAUGCGGACAUAAUCCCGCAGCUGUACAAAAAGAUUGAUGUCAAGUACUCGAGAAUGGGAAUUGAGGACUUUGACUUCAACCUGUAUAACAGGACAUGCUUUGCCGGCUUAGAAACAAACCUUCCCAAUGCCUAUUGCAACAAUAUGAUUCAGGUGCUGUACUUUAUCGCGCCCCUGAGAUGUGCCGUCAUGAAUCACACCUGCCAGCGGGAAUUUUGUCUAGCUUGCGAACUGGGAUUUCUGUUCCACAUGCUGGACACAGCUCAGGGUAUUCCCUGCCAGGCCAGCAACUUCCUGCGCGCAUUCCGCACUAUUCCGGAGGCCUCUGCCCUGGGACUGAUACUGUCCGAUUCGGACGAUGCCCGCAAGAAGGUCAACUUCCCACGUCUUGUGCAGAGCUGGACGCGCUUUGUUUUACAGCAGAUUCAUUCCGAAACUUUGGGCGUUGUUGACGAAGAGGCCCAGAAAACAGAGAAGACCACGGAGAUGGAGUCACCUGUAAGCAAACUCUUUGGCUGGACACUCAUCAACUCCAACCAGUGCCGCUGUGGGAGUGUACGUCAAAAAGAAUCGACCACUCUCCUUUGCUCUCUCGUUUACCCACCAGUUCCUGAAAAGGGGAUUUCCCAGUACCCAUUCACAGCCAUUUUGGAAAGGAGCCUCUGUCUGGAAAGCAGCAUGCCCACAUGGUGCGAAAAGUGUGAAAAAUACCAACCCACGUUGCAGAGCAAGCGGCUCAAGUCCCUUCCCGACAUUCUGACCAUCAGCUCGGGCUUAGAGAAUCAGCAAGAUCUCAGUUUCUGGCAGGCACAGGUUGAACUCUUCGGCAGCAAGGAGCAGAAGGGGAACUUCCGGAAUGCACCAGUCGCGAAACGCUGUCGCUACGGCAACUGCUGCUCCCGACCUGGCUGUAAGUUCUUCCAUGACAGAGAUAAGACGAAAAGGUACACACAGAUAGAUGCAUCGCUCCAUACGACUGCAUCCUCCUGGCUGCCGCUUUCAAUUCGCAUCAAACUCGACGAAGACGGCGUAGUCUCCAUCGCACGUGCUGACUGCAAGGACAACGAAGACGACAAAGAAGAAGCAGACGACUCUCUGUAUGAGCUCGUGGCUGUAGUGUCUGUAGUGAACAACACCCGAAGCAAUAUCGUCAGCUGUGUAAGGGUGGGGCCAUCGUACCACCUACGACACCAAGGUGGAGCAGCCGUUCACUGGUACCUCUUCAACGACUUCACCAUCCUGCCUAUCACGCCAGAAGAAGCUGUGUGGCUCCCUCUGGACUGGAAGUUGCCCUGCGUGUUGUACUACAGUUUGGCAAAACUAAAUGCUAAGCACAAUUCCUCAGUGAAGGUUCCCUUGACUGCUGAUGUCUUCCUCCAAGACGUAUCCCUAGUGUCCCGUAGUGGCCCCUCCCACGUCACCUUCACACCCCUCACCCCGGAUGAGAUGCUUGGCCAGGGGGACAUUGUGGCUAUGGAUGCCGAAUUUGUUACUUUGAACCAAGAAGAAGCAGAAAUAAGAAGCGACGGCACACGUUCCACCAUACGUCCAUCGCACAUGUCUGUGGCUCGUAUUUCCUGUUUGAGAGGGCAGGGCAUGCUGGAAGGUGUGCCAUUUAUCGAUGACUAUAUUUCCACGCAAGAACAGGUGGUGGACUACCUGACCCAGUUCUCUGGCAUUCAGCCAGGUGACUUGGACGUCACCAUCUCCUCCAAGCACCUGACGACGCUCAAGAGUACUUACCAGAAGCUACGCUACCUGGUGGAUGAGGGAGUCAUAUUUGUGGGCCACGGCCUCAAGAAUGAUUUCCGUGUCAUCAACUUGGUGGUGCCUCCUGAGCAGGUGAUUGACACGGUACUACUUUUCCAACUGCCAAACAAGCGGAUGGUGUCCUUACGCUUCCUCGCCUGGCACUUUCUAGGCCUCAAAAUUCAGUCUAAGAUGCACGACUCGAUUGAAGAUGCCAAGACAGCUUUGCGACUCUAUCGCAAAUACCAGCAGCUGGACCAAGAAGGUCGUGUGACGGAGGCGCUUAAAGAGAUGUACGAGGCUGGACGGAGUCUGUCCUGGAAGGUGCCAGGAACGGAGGAAGAUUGAUUUAUUGAUUGAAGGGAGGAUGUUUGUGCAGAAAUAUAAAGUGCGACAUAGUGCAAGGACUCUUCACGCCGCAUGCCGACUUGCAGAGGACGCUAACAACAAACGUACCUGCUACAUUUUCCCCGUGUUCGUAUCAUCGCAGCUAGGUGGCUCAGUGUAGCCAGCUGCAAAAUCUAUUACCUUCCGUUUCAUUGUUACGUCGGCGUCAUCUACGGGUCGUGGCACGAGUUCAAGCUGAAACGGAUGACUGCAUUGUUCGGCUUCAACGGGCCCCCGAUACCCAUGGAGCGAGAUUUACGUAGUUGUUCCAUUUUAUUCCUGCAUAAGGACAGAGUCUGAAAAAAGUUGCAGUGAAACUAGAAGGAACAGUUUUUGUUUAGAAUUUUAAAAAAUUGAUCGAGGUCAGACAUAGCCCAGUACUUUUUCGAGGUAUCAGGGGGUGAAUGGCUCGGGCAGAUCAGCCUGCAAAUGCCUUCCAUAUUUUAUAAUAGGUGGCACCUCAGUUUUGCGACCAGAAAGAACAAUUUUUUAAAUUUAGGAUCUGGUUCUACUCUGAUACUAUUAUGCAAUUCAUGUUGACCAAUCAGAAUGAGUCACGGGUACAUGUUCUUGCUCACUAACAUUUCUUAUUAUGUACGGGAAUGCCCGGGCGAUGAGACGUUGGUUCGACACUUGGUAUGACUAUUGAAAUGUGAGUUUUUCCUAUGGAAUUGUCGGGUAGGUACAGGUGCAUUCAGGGCAUCGUGGACAUGAUCGACGUCUUCCACUGGGUAGGAAAAGAUAUUAAUGUAUCUCCAUGCUACUCAUAACAUUCACUUCAAAAGAGUUAACACUAACACGGAAAACGAAAGGUAAAAACGCAUUUUUAUCUCAACAUGUUUCCGCUCAAUAAAAGUGGGUUCAUACAA
Molecule: messenger RNA, 4438 nt
Organism: Ornithodoros turicata
Lineage: Eukaryota; Metazoa; Arthropoda; Arachnida; Ixodida; Argasidae
Gene: PAN2
Product: PAN2-PAN3 deadenylation complex catalytic subunit PAN2-like
Exons: 27
Coding region: 174-3530 (1118 amino acids)
Biological process (GO): mRNA processing; nuclear-transcribed mRNA poly(A) tail shortening
Cellular component (GO): PAN complex; P-body
Molecular function (GO): nucleic acid binding; poly(A)-specific ribonuclease activity; protein binding
Source: RefSeq, a predicted model, not a curated record